Messenger RNA from Hypoxylon fragiforme, 1221 nucleotides. RefSeq lists its product as uncharacterized. Lineage: Eukaryota; Fungi; Ascomycota; Sordariomycetes; Xylariales; Hypoxylaceae. The transcript has a single exon. Bases 132 to 1178 code for a protein of 348 amino acids. The record is from RefSeq and is a predicted model, not a curated record.
UCUAUUCAAAAAUCCUAAAAAAACAAUAGGUCCCUAUCGAUGUGAGUAUCCCGGAGAUAGCAUCGCACCAUUCUUUUUUUUCAUCAAAUUUCAUUCUUUGGACCUGGUGUUCUUUGUUUUAUCAAUUCACGAUGGCUGGCCUUUUAAGUGGUGUGGGUAACACUUUGGGUGAUACUUUAGGAGGAUUAAGCGGAGGCCUCUUGGGCGGGAAUGAUGAGAGCAACGAAACUGGGAAUACCAACAACAGCAACACCGGAAGCAACAAUAGUAACAACAACAACAAUGAUACUGGGAAUGACAGCAGUAACAGUAAUGACGACGACGACACCACCAACAACAGCGAAACCGACAAUAGUGGAGAUGCGCAAACAGCGACAUCUACCCAGGGCACUGGCAGAACCGGCCAACAGACCACUGCUACUGCGACAUCGAUUGGUGACACCGUAGCGACAUCAGAGGCAGAUAAUUCAGAUGAAGACUCAGAUGAAACCGGAUCAAACACCCAAGCUUCUACUACAACUGCCAACGCAGUAACAACAACGUCGCGCGCGACACAACCCACAACCACAGCUGUUGCUCUCAUUCCCUCCAGCACCGAAACUACAGUAGAGGCUACAACCUCGGAGACAACGGCCGAAGCGAAGCCGGACACAACCUCCGUGAUAGCCGCAGUCCCAACAACGCUUGCGACAUCUACCAAGCAAGCCACCCCUACCGUCGACAGCAUUGCGACAAGCCUCAGCAUCCCGGAGCCAACCGGCACGCUCCUGAACACGGCAACGGCACUCUCCACCACAUCAGCAACUCAGGCCAUAGCGUCCUCUUCGGCGAACCCAACGGCUUCCCAGGGCGCCGUAGCCGCCGACGCGAACUCGCUUUCGCAGAAGCAGCCGACGGAGGACAGCGGGAUGAUUGGCGCGCUGCCCGUCGCCGCCGUGGCUGGCAUCGCCGGCGGCGCUGGCGGCCUCAUCGUCAUUCUCUUCACGCUUUUGAUCCUCCGGCGCGUGUGGCGCAAGCGGCGCAACGGGAACGACGAGGCGCUGGCGCGCCUCGACCACAUGUACGAUGCGGAGAAGCCCAUCUCGAUGGAGUCGAACGACAGGCAGAUGCGCUGGGACAGGGGCUUGUCCGAGUACCACAGGCCGUCUGAUAACAGCUACAAGGCGUAUCGGAUGUAAUACGGCGCUUGAGAAGCGAAAGAGGGGGGAGGGGAGAGAGGGG